UGCUCAGUCAAGAGCGGAGUGUGUGAGUGCACACACAAAAGAGAGAGAACAGACGAUAGAAAGAGAGAGCGGUUCUAUUCUGGUGUAUUUGUCUCCUCCAGACACCCAGGACUCCUCUGUCUCUCUCUACCCCGGCAGGGUGCUUGCUGAUGGUGUAACACUAGAUCGGCUCAGCCUCCCUCCUUUGGGAACUCUGGAGCUCCCUCUCUCACCUUCUGUGUUUGCUCUCCACCGACUGGCUGACUUUCUUUAUUUGGAGAGUGCGAGAGUGUGUUUUACUCGGCAGGAUUAGGCAGUCUGUAUGCACUCUGGUACAAGCUGGUACGGUGGAGGGCGUUUCGUUCGUGAGUGUGUUGUUCGCCCUUUCGCUCUGCGAGCCACACUCGAGUCUCUCAUACACCCUUCGGCUCUAACGGAAACACGCACCUACUAUUCCCAAGGAUUUGGGAUAUGUGUAUAAAGGUUUAGCCUUCUCUGAAUUGUGGAUACAGAGAGGACUACACAUUACAACUUCACUGAGCAGGUUGAGAGAGGGAGGAUUUCCCUCUUGUAUUACCCUCUUUCCAGGCUGACCAGUGAGGUCUCCGAGUACUGAGGGGCUGCUUUUCCCAUUGACGCAAUUUCAGAUAGCGAACCUGAUGAGAGGAUGCAGCAGGAAGCAGAUGAGCGACUGAGCCCCACCUGAGCCCUGACUCCUGACCCAUCACCUCCCACUCCCGCCCCCACCCGGCCAUCCCAUCAUGCACCUGCCAUUUCGAGGUCGUCUGAAGCUGCUAGUGGCAUCUCUGACCGCCGUCAUCCUGCUCACCUGGCUCUACCUGCUGGCUGGGAACCUGGAGAAUGGGCGUUCUCUCCUCCUGUCCCCCUGUCUGUCAGAGACCCCCGAGGCACGGGUUCUAGAGCGGGCGGUUCUAGAGUCGCGGGUGCGCGAGAUGGAGGAGGAGAACAGGCAGAUCCGCUUGCAGCUCAACCAAUUGCAGGGCACGGCUGGCCAGCCCGCCGACGGUGGUAACUACGGCAAUGCGGCGUGGGGGGCAUCAGCUGACACUGGGCCCGAUGAUGUGGAGAACACGGCAGAGGAGAGAGCCAAUCACACCGAGUGUCCCCGUUCGCCCACCAUACUGAAGUGUGAGCUGAUCCAUGUAGCGUGCGUGUGUGCCGGUCACAACGCCAGCAGAGAUGUGGUCACCCUGGUCAAGUCCAUCCUGUUCCACAGGAGAAACCCUCUCCAUUUCCACUUCAUCACAGACGCAGUAGCCAAUCAGAUCCUGAGUUCUCUGUUCCAGUCCUGGAUGGUUCCGUCUGUACAAGUUAGCUUCUACGACGCAGACGAACUCAAGUCGGAGGUGUCAUGGAUACCUAACAAGCACUACUCAGGUAUCUACGGCCUGAUGAAGCUGACCCUAACCAAAGCGCUGCCCUCUGACCUCACAAAAGUCAUCGUCCUGGAUACGGACAUCACCUUCGCCACCGACAUCGCUGAGCUCUGGGCCAUCUUCAGGAAGUUCACUGACAAGCAGGUGAUAGGUCUGGUGGAGAACCAGAGUGACUGGUACCUGGGGAACCUGUGGAAGAACCACAAACCCUGGCCCGCCCUGGGACGAGGCUUCAACACUGGGGUCAUCCUGCUCUACCUGGAGAGGCUGCGACGGAUUGGCUGGGAGCAGAUGUGGAGGCUGACCGCCGAGAGAGAGCUGAUGAGCAUGCUCAGUACCUCGCUGGCGGACCAGGACAUCUUUAAUGCAUUCAUUAAGCAAAACCCAGUACUAGUGCAUCAGCUGCCCUGCUUCUGGAACGUUCAGCUGUCUGACCACACACGCUCUGAACAGUGCUACACAGAGGUGUCUGACCUCAAGGUGAUCCAUUGGAACUCUCCUAAGAAACUUCGUGUGAAGAACAAGCAUGUGGAGUUCUUCAGGAAUCUCUACCUUACUUUCCUCGAGUAUGAUGGGAACCUACUGAGACGAGAGCUUUUUGGCUGCCCCAGCCAGGCCACCUCAGAGAGCGUUCGGUUACAAGGAGCUCUGGAGGAGCUAGAUGAAGACGACCAAUGUUAUGACUUCCGGCGGGAGCGAAUCACAGUGCACCGCGUGCACCUCUACUUUCUGCAGUACGAGUACACGCCCGCCGGGGAUGACACAGACGUCACGCUGGUCGCACAGCUCUCCAUGGACAGGUUACAGAUGCUGGAGGCCAUAUGUAAGCACUGGGAAGGACCUAUCAGCCUGGCCCUGUACAUGUCAGACGCUGAGGCCCAACAGUUUCUGCGUUACGCCCAGGCCUCCGAGGUGCUGAAGAACCGUAAGAACGUGGGCUACCAUAUCGUUUACAAGGAGGGCCAGUUCUACCCCGUCAACCUGGUGAGAAAUGUGGCCCUGAGGAACGCCAACACACCCUAUGUGUUCCUGGCAGACGUUGACUUCCUGCCCAUGUACGGCCUCUAUGAUUACCUCAGAAAGUCAGUGGUCCAGUUAGACAUGGCCCACACUAAGAAAGCUCUGGUUGUGCCGGCCUUUGAGACGCUGCGCUAUCGCCUCUCCUUUCCCAAAUCCAAAGCUGAGCUGCUCUCCAUGCUGGACAUGGGGACCCUUUACACCUUCAGGUAUCAUGUCUGGACCAAGGGCCAUGCUCCUACCAACUAUGCCAAGUGGCGGACAGCCACCACGCCCUAUAAGGUGGAGUGGGAGGCGGACUUUGAGCCCUAUGUGGUGGUGAAGCGGGACUGUCCUGAGUACGACCAGCGCUUUGUUGGAUUUGGCUGGAACAAGGUCUCCCAUAUCAUGGAGCUAGAUGCUCAGGAGUAUGACCUGAUGGUUCUGCCCAACGCGUUCAUGAUCCACAUGCCACACGCACCCAGCUUCGACAUCUCCAAGUUCCGCUCCAGCCCAGGCUACCGAUACUGCCUGCAGACCCUAAAAGAAGAGUUCCACCAAGACCUGUCCCGGAAGUAUGGCGCAGCCGCCCUCAAGUACCUUACUGCUCAGAGGAACAUCUAAACCAUGACUCCCAAGGGCCACUGGGCUUCAUACCUAGGCCCGAAUGGCCCCCAUGCUGCUGCCUCGCAAGUCUAAAGGGGUUUGGGAAUACUGGCAACUAUCAGCCAAUAUCACUACUAAGCUUGAAUAGCUUUAAAGUCUUGUAGAACAUUCUGGAGAUGUGUUAGCUAAACUUUCUGGGGUGGUUUGGGCUGGGAUGACCCACCCAACUAUGCUAUAAUGGGUUAUGACCCAAACUGGAAUAAAAACAAAGAACCAAACAGAUCAGACAUGACAGUGGUCACACGAUAUUGGGCUCACUGGGAAGACGUUUCUCUCAAAGGGAUGAGUGGUUGACUGCUUUAAGUCUGGGAGUAAGUGACGAUUAACAUGAUUUGUUCUGACAAUCAGGGCCUUUUCUGA
Messenger RNA from Oncorhynchus tshawytscha (Chinook salmon), 3398 nucleotides. RefSeq names its product LARGE xylosyl- and glucuronyltransferase 2-like. Gene Ontology annotation, molecular function: xylosyltransferase activity; glucuronosyltransferase activity. Gene Ontology annotation, biological process: protein O-linked glycosylation via mannose. The transcript has 15 exons. The record is from RefSeq and is a predicted model, not a curated record. Lineage: Eukaryota; Metazoa; Chordata; Actinopteri; Salmoniformes; Salmonidae. The coding region runs from base 741 to 2996 and encodes 751 amino acids.